Musa acuminata AAA Group (dessert banana) is the source of this 507-nucleotide messenger RNA. RefSeq names its product pathogenesis-related protein 5-like. The record is from RefSeq and is a predicted model, not a curated record. Lineage: Eukaryota; Viridiplantae; Streptophyta; Magnoliopsida; Zingiberales; Musaceae. The transcript is spliced from 2 exons. The coding region runs from base 1 to 507 and encodes 168 amino acids.
AUGGAGGUUCUUCAUCCUCUUUGGAUGAAGUCCCUCUUCCUCUUCGCGGCGUUAGUCGCUAGCCGAAGGCAAGAGCGAAGCUUCGCUUUUCUUACCGCCUCCUUCUCGGCACCGCCUGGCUGGUCCGGUCCGGACGCUUCUGGCCCCGCACCGGCUGCGCCUUCGCCCCCUUCUCCGCCUCCGGCACCUGUGACACUGGCGACUGCGGCGGCGCCCUCCGCUGCACCACCGCCCGUCACCCUGGCCGAGUUCACCCUCGCUGGAUCCUCAUCCGGCGACCAGGACUUCUACGACGUGAGCCUCGUCGACGGGUACAACGUCGGCGUUGGGGUGCGCCCAUCGUCGGCGGCGGCAACUGCCGGUACACGGGGUGCGCGGCGGAUGGCGGGUGCGACGGCGGCCUACAGCUACGCCUACGACGACGUGACGAGCACGAUCACCUGCGCCGCCGGCACGGCCGUCUACGUCGUCACCUUCUGUCCCUCCUACGCCGACUUCAAGAGUUGA